UGCAAACAUGUAAACAAAUACCGCCGGACUCUUUUGGCGCGAAUGUGAAGGAAAUGAAUCUUCCUGUUUUUUAUGUUCGGUCUUGUUUCUGAAUCGAAAAUAAAAUCAAAAGAUAUUGGAGGCCAAAUAAAGUUAAGAUAUUUCAACUUAGAAAAUGCAGUUUAACACAAAUAGGCAACGAAGACAACAGUCUUUAUCUGGGAAACUUGAGAAUUUGUACCCUUUUUCCUUGCAAUUUUAUAAAUUUCCACCAACAGAUGUCAUCACAUUAGAGGAAUUUGAAGAUUUGGCCUUGGAAAGGUUAAAAGUGUUAAGGCUUAUUGAACGAGCUGGUGCUAAAUUCAACAAAACCUCCAAUGAGUAUCGAGAAAUGAUUAACAAUGAAUUAAAAAAGUCUUCUCUUUCUCAUUAUACAAAAAUUACAAAUCCAAAUGCCCAAGAAGAAGAACAAAAAUGUAUUCUAGAGAGAAGAAGGGAUCACAUUUCUCAUUUUAUACUUCGUUUAGCAUAUUGUCGUAGAGAAGAUUUGCGUCGAUGGUUUAUUACUCAAGAAGUUGAUCUAUUUCGGUAUCGUUUCAUUGGAGAGCAUACUAAAACUAAAGCCAAAUUUAUGAAGUUCAAUGACUUAAACUAUGAUGAAAUCACAAGUGAGGAAAAGGAACAGUUGAGUUCGAAAUUGUACUUAGGUUUUAACCAUUCAAUAACUAAAGUUUUGGCUUCAAAGUUUUAUAAGGUCCCUUUUACGGAAGUUUUAGAUCUCAUAAAAAACCGUAAAGUAUAUUUGGAGAGAGGAUCAGCAUAUAUCCCUGAAGAGGAUCUAGUUGUCACUGUUGUGUCAGCAUAUAGAGCCCAUCUUUCACAUGCAUUAGCUGUUACUUCAAGGGCAUUACCUCAGUUGGAAGAAGAUACUCGUCUUAUAAGCAUGCUAAGUACUUUGCAUCAGCGUUAUAUUGGAACUGAUUAUAGCAAUAAGAAGGCUAGUUUCACAGGCGAAAUAACUCCUGAUCAGAUAGAUAAUCUUUCAAAAGUGGCAUUUCCUUUAUGUAUGAGGAAUUUGCAUGAGACAUUAAGAAAAAACCAUCAUCUGAAAUAUAAUGGAAGAUUACAAUAUGGCCUGUUCCUUAAAGGAAUUGGUUUGUCAUUAGAUGAUGCAUUACGCUUUUGGCGGGAAGAAUUUACUAAAGUUAUGGACAGUGAUAAGUUUGAUAAACAAUACACCUACAACAUCCGGUACAAUUAUGGAAAAGAAGGAAAGAGAGCUAACUUUUCUCCUUAUAGUUGCGUCAAAAUCAUCACAUCCAAUGCUCCAGGCCCUGGUGAACAUCAUGGUUGUCCAUUCAAGCAUUCAGAUCAAAGCAAUUUAAAGCAGAGGCUACAGAAUUUGCAUAUUAGUAAAACUGGUAUAGAAAAUAUUCUUGACUUAACUACACGAGGACACUAUCAAAUAGCUUGCACUCGAUUUUUCGAACUCUCCCACCAAGAAACAUCUAUUGAUCAAGGAAUUAGCCACCCUAAUCAGUAUUUUGAAGAAAGUGAAAAGAUUAGGAAAGGAAUUAAAAAGGAACGAGCUCCUGCUAAGCCGAUUCCAAAGUUACAAUCUAGUUUAUCAAGUGAUAAUGCCAGUCAAACAUCACAAACAAAAGGUAUAGAUGAUUUUGAAGAAAUGGAUGAUAUUGAAGAAGUUCUAAGCUGCUUGACUGGUAUUGAAUAAAAAGCAAAUUUGAAGCUCUAAUUUAAAUACUUCUGAGCUUUUUGUAAAUACUAUUAUUGUUCUAUUUAUUUUUUACUGGAAUCUUUUGACUUAUUUUUGAUAAUUCCAAUUUACUUAAAAUGAAGCCUUUUAUAAUUUUACUUAAAAAAUAAAUAGCCUGGGAAUCAGAUAACACAUGGAAAAUGUGUUAUUGGUUUUGAUUUCUGUUUCGGACAUUCAGUGUUACACAUGUAAAUAUAUAUAGCUGUAUUUUUUUUAUUAAUGAUAAAAUGGAUUGGUUACCAGGCUUUGAUAGUAUAUUGUAUGUGAGUAAAUUAAAUGUAGUAUUGUA
Messenger RNA from Parasteatoda tepidariorum (common house spider), 2042 nucleotides. RefSeq names its product DNA primase large subunit. The record is from RefSeq and is a predicted model, not a curated record. Gene Ontology annotation, biological process: DNA replication initiation; DNA replication, synthesis of primer. Gene Ontology annotation, cellular component: alpha DNA polymerase:primase complex. NCBI's taxonomy places the organism in Eukaryota, Metazoa, Arthropoda, Arachnida, Araneae, Theridiidae.